UACGAGGAGUCUGGCAGCAGACAUGAUUUCAACAUUCUUGUGACACAGUUUCAGAAAGUGGGUCUUGCUGAAGCUGCUUCAGGCGACUGCCGGAGCAUCUGAGGUGGCGUGAUCUCGUCUGCAUCUCCAAUCUGAGCCCUUAGCCGGAAGGAGGCAGCAGGGGAAGGAUCUGGUACAAAUACAGCAGCUGGCCUGAAGGAUGGACCAGUCCGUUGCUAUUCAGGAGACUCUGGCGGAUGGACAGACCUGCCUGAUCGCGGUACAGGGUAUCCUGGCCGGUGAGGAGAGUGUGGAGAGCCGGCUUCUGGGCCUCGUGCGGACCCAUGGAGAGCAUGCGAUCUUCCUGUACACUCAUCGGCGAAUGGCUAUAACAGCUGAGGAUGUCUGCUUGGAGAGAGUUGUGCCGAUCACAGAAGGAUUUUCAGCAGAAGAAGUUACACCUGACAGUGACCUUCAUAUCAUUGGUUCUGAUGUGACUGUCCAGAUAAGCUCGGAAGAUGCUCAGCUGGUGGUGCGAUUGCCUUUUGGGUCCCAUACACGCACGUUCCUACAGGAGAUCAGCAAGUGCCACCCAGGAGUUGUGGGGUCUGAAGACAUCAACGAGAAUGAAAAAAAUCUCGUAGUUAAUCAUAGCUGGAGCCAUAACCGCGAUGAUAAAGCUACCCCUAGACAGAGUAAAUCCAACAUGGAUGUAACCAGUGAGAUGGUGCGAUCCUCUAGCGGGAUGGUUUCAGACAAGGCUUGUAUCUUAUCAGAGCAGAAGUUUGGGCUAAGAGAUACUAUAGUUAAAUCUCAACUGGUACUGAAAGAGGAUUCCUAUACCUAUCUCCAGAAUUUCAGGUUUUUUAUUGGAACGUACAAUGUGAAUGGCCAGUCACCUAAAGAGAGCCUCCUGCCUUGGCUGAGCCAUGAUGUUGAGCCUCCGGAUGUUUACUGUGUUGGCUUCCAGGAGCUCGAUCUGAGUAAAGAAGCCUUCUUUUUCAAUGACACACCGAAGGAGGAAGAAUGGUUCAAAGCUGUAACUGAUAGUCUUCACCCAGGCGCCAAAUAUGCAAAGGUGAAGCUUGUACGACUUGUUGGGAUGCUGCUGCUGUUAUACGUGAAGGCAGACCAUGCUCUGAACAUCUCCGAGGUGGAAGCCGAGACAGUGGGAACUGGAAUCAUGGGGAUAAUGGGUAACAAAGGUGGAGUUGCUAUACGGUUCAAGUUCCACAACACCAGCGUGUGCAUUGUGAACUCUCACCUCGCAGCUCAUACAGAGGAGUACGAGCGGAGGAACCAGGACUUCAAAGACAUCUGCUCUCGGAUGCAGUUCUGCCAGUCAGAUCCAAACUUGCCACCCCUUACUAUAAGCAAACAUGAUGUCAUCCUGUGGCUCGGGGACCUCAACUACAGGAUAGAGCCACUGGGGUUGGAAAAGGUGAAGAUGCACAUUGAAAAGGAGGCGUUUCAGGAUCUUUAUCAAUAUGACCAGUUGAAGAAGCAGAUGGACGCGAAGGCUGUCUUUGAUGGCUUUACAGAGGGAAAGAUUACCUUCCAGCCAACCUACAAAUAUGACACUGGCUGUGAUGACUGGGACACUAGUGAGAAGUGUCGUGCCCCAGCAUGGUGUGAUCGGAUCCUCUGGAAAGGGAAGAAUAUUUCUCAGCUGAGCUAUCGCAGCCACAUGGCUUUGAAAACCAGUGACCAUAAGCCAGUGAGCUCCAUUUUUGACAUUGGGGUGAAGGUUGUGAAUGAGGAGCUCUACCGAAAAGCCUUUGAGGAAAUAGUGCGCUCAUUGGAUAAAAUGGAGAAUGCCAGCAUCCCGUCGGUGAUCCUUUCCCAGAGGGAGUUCUUCUUCAAGGAUGUGAAGUACAUGCAGCUGCAGGUGGAGACCUUUACUAUCCGUAAUGGACAAGUGCCUUGCCAAUUUGAAUUCAUCAACAAACUGGAUGAAGACCACUACUGCAAAGAGUGGCUGAUUGCAAACCCCAGUAAGGGCUUCCUGUUACCAGAUUCUGAAAUGACUAUUGAAUUGGAACUGUUUGUUAAUAAAUCAACAGCUACACGUUUGAACUCUGGGGAAGAGAAACUCGAAGACAUUCUGAUUUUGCACCUUGACAGGGGGAAGGAUUAUUUCCUGUCUGUGAUGGGAAAUUACCUGCCCAGCUGCUUUGGGUCUCCGAUCCAGACACUGUGUUACAUGAGAGAACCUAUCCGGGACAUGUCAGCAGAGUCCAUUCGAGAACUGACCCUGCUGCCGCUACAGAUGAGUGAUGACAUUUUUCGGGAUGAGAAGCCCCUGGACAUCCCCAAAGAGCUGUGGAUGAUGGUGGAUCAUCUGUACCGCAAUGCUUCCCAGCAGGAAGACCUGUUUCAGCAGCCAGGCCUAAGAUCUGAAUUUGAGCAGAUCCGAGACUGCUUGGAUACGGCAAUGCUCGAUACGCUCCUCGGCAGCAACCAUUCAGUAGCUGAGGCCCUGCUGCUGUUCCUGGAAAGCCUGCCAGAGCCUGUUAUCUGCUACAGCCUUUACAACAACUGCUUGCAUUGUGCCAACAAUUACACAUUGAGCAAUCAGGUUGUCUCCAUGCUGCCCAUAUGCCAUAAAAAUGUGUUUAACUAUCUGAUGGCGUUUUUACGGGAACUACUGAAAAAUUCAGGGAAAAACCACUUGGAUGUGAAUAUUCUCGCUAGUAUAUUUGGUGGCUUGUUGCUGCGACCUCCUCCCCACCAUCCUACGCCUGAUGUAACCGAGAAGAGGAAGGCUCGGCAGUUCAUCGAGCAGUUCCUCUUGAGAGACGGCAACUCCCCAUGAAUUCUAGAUGCAGCUAAUCUGUUUUUUAGAUGAAGCUAUUAAGUUACUGUAAAAAUACUUUUGUACCGAGCGUAGCACCUUCAGAACAUUACAGUAUUUUAUUCAGAGUACAAUCUAUUGAUAUUAAACACAGAUCAGACAUGUAGAACCAGUUAUCAAUGUAUUAAGUUGUAAAGAAUAUUGAAUUUCUAAAUGUUUUAUAAGACACAGAGCACUGACAUUUUAUACUGUAUUUUAAUUAUUUAACUUGUAUUAAAACCUCAAUUUUAAAGUUC
This is a messenger RNA of Malaclemys terrapin pileata, 3069 nucleotides long. RefSeq names its product inositol polyphosphate-5-phosphatase B (gene INPP5B). Bases 200 to 2794 code for a protein of 864 amino acids. Gene Ontology annotation, biological process: signal transduction; phosphatidylinositol dephosphorylation. The transcript is spliced from 23 exons. NCBI's taxonomy places the organism in Eukaryota, Metazoa, Chordata, Testudines, Emydidae. Gene Ontology annotation, cellular component: cytosol; membrane. Gene Ontology annotation, molecular function: phosphatidylinositol-4,5-bisphosphate 5-phosphatase activity; inositol-1,4,5-trisphosphate 5-phosphatase activity. The record is from RefSeq and is a predicted model, not a curated record.